Molecule: messenger RNA, 1536 nt
Organism: Branchiostoma belcheri (Belcher's lancelet)
Lineage: Eukaryota; Metazoa; Chordata; Leptocardii; Amphioxiformes; Branchiostomatidae
Product: DNA repair protein SWI5 homolog
Exons: 5
Coding region: 52-435 (127 amino acids)
Biological process (GO): double-strand break repair via homologous recombination
Cellular component (GO): Swi5-Sfr1 complex; Swi5-Swi2 complex
Source: RefSeq, a predicted model, not a curated record
GUGCAGUGUUGAGUUAGGAGGUGGAGCUCACGUCUUCAGAACUUGUUGAACAUGGCGACGCCAAAUUCUAAGAUGAAAACACCGAAGAUGAGAACUCCAAUGUCAAGGUACAGAAGAAGACCAGCCCCAUACCUCAACAACAGCUUCAAGUCACCAGUGAGGACUCCUGCUGCCCCCCUCCCCCCUAAGGACCAGGCAUCUCUUGCUCAGGAAGUGGAGAUGCUGAGAAUGAAAGAGGCGGGACUGAAGGAGCAGGUGGAGCGGCUUCAGCAGGAAGGUUACGAUGAGGCUGACCUGCCUGAGUGCACCCGGAUGCUGCACAGGUACAACGAGAUGAAAGACGUGGGACAGAUGCUGCUGGGCAGACUAGCUACCCUGGAAGGAGUGACCAUGAGAGAGAUGUACCAAAGGUUUGGGCUGGAUCUGGAGGACUGAAGAAGUGGAACUCAUCACAGCUGCAACUUUCUUACAGAAACAUGAGUUUAUUUCUGAAGUUCCGCUUCCUGGAAUGACUGGACUUGGACACAGACAUGUUUACAUACCAGUAGACAUGUCAGGGUAACAGCAAGGCAUCCCUGAUGUGUUGUUUUUGGAAGUUCUCCUUUCAGUCUGUUUGGCCCCAGAAAGUUCAGGCCCCUAGCUAGAAUAUUGUAUGUUUAAAGUACAACUUAGCUUAAAGUGAUGACUGCAUAGCCCAGUGGCUUAAGUUGUUGCUAUGCCAGAAAAUUGAGACGAUCAGUAUUUAAAUCCUGUCUUGCUGUUGUCUACCUGUCUGGCACCAAAGAUAUUGGAAAGGGAUGUCGCAAGCCAUUGCUACUAACAGUACAUUGUACUUACCAAGAAAGGAAGGGAACUUUUCCUAGCUGAAAAGCUGUAUGCAAUAACGAAACAAAGAGCCGAGGCAAUGACAGACAUUUUGUAAAGUUUAUUAUUUGUGUUCCUUUACAUGAUAUGGUGCAUUGUAGAAUAUAUAUUCAUGAAUAUUAUACAAGAGAAAGUAUUGGCAUAGUGACAGAAGAGAUAGAUUACAUAAAAUCAAGACACAGACACCUCAAGAGUAAUAAUCAGGAAUAAUAACAUUACAACAAAAACAAGAAAGCUGAACAACACAGAUAAAGCCUGUAUGUACAGCUUAUUAAAUGUAAAUAAAACUUUGCUGUAGUUCACCCCAAAAUUAGUUUUGAAGUCAUGAUUUUGCAACAAUUUCCACAAUUAUUACAAAUCUCAAAAUCAUAGUUUAUAGUAUUAGCUCACAAUAUGAUCAUCCUUUGGCAAUUGUAUUUAGCAUAUUUACAUUUGUCUUAAUUCCUUCAACCAGUGCUAAUAGAUUACUUGAUAAAACUCAUAUAACAAUGAGCGUAGUGUUAAUGAUACUAUUGGUAAUCACUUUUCAUAAUGACCACAUAACUGAUCACCUCCUAUUAGUAAUUAUACUGAAUGCAGAUUAAGCUCCCUGGAUUUCAAAUAUAAUCAUUUUAGGAAAAAGAACCAACAACUAAGUUUGGUGUGGCCCUAACACGUCAUUGAAAAAUAAUA